AACAGCGGAUGUAUACAUAACUGGCAAGGUAUAAAUACCACAGCCCUUUGUUUGCACAAACAGACUCGUUUCCUCAAGACAGGCACAAGAGUGAAGAUUCAAGAAAACCGGCGGAGAUAAUUUGUUUUGUCAAGAUGCAGAUCUUUGUAAAGACCCUGACUGGCAAGACCAUCACCCUAGAGGUUGAGCCCAGUGACACCAUCGAGAAUGUCAAGGCCAAGAUCCAGGACAAGGAGGGCAUCCCCCCAGACCAGCAGCGUCUGAUCUUCGCCGGCAAACAGCUGGAAGAUGGCCGCACCCUCUCCGACUACAACAUCCAGAAGGAGUCCACCCUUCACCUGGUGCUCCGUCUGAGGGGAGGCAUGCAGAUCUUUGUGAAGACCCUGACUGGUAAGACCAUCACCCUGGAGGUUGAGCCCAGUGACACCAUCGAGAAUGUCAAGGCCAAGAUCCAGGACAAGGAGGGCAUCCCCCCAGACCAGCAGCGUCUGAUCUUCGCCGGCAAACAGCUGGAAGAUGGCCGCACCCUCUCCGACUACAACAUCCAGAAGGAGUCCACCCUUCACCUGGUGCUCCGUCUGAGGGGAGGCAUGCAGAUCUUUGUGAAGACCCUGACUGGUAAGACCAUCACCCUGGAGGUUGAGCCCAGUGACACCAUCGAGAAUGUCAAGGCCAAGAUCCAGGACAAGGAGGGCAUCCCCCCAGACCAGCAGCGUCUGAUCUUCGCCGGCAAGCAGCUGGAAGAUGGUCGCACCCUCUCCGACUACAACAUCCAGAAGGAGUCCACCCUUCACCUGGUGCUCCGUCUGAGGGGAGGCAUGCAGAUCUUUGUGAAGACCCUGACUGGUAAGACCAUCACCCUGGAGGUUGAGCCCAGUGACACCAUCGAGAAUGUCAAGGCAAAGAUCCAGGACAAGGAGGGCAUCCCCCCAGACCAGCAGCGUCUGAUCUUCGCCGGCAAGCAGCUGGAAGAUGGUCGCACCCUCUCCGACUACAACAUCCAGAAGGAGUCCACCCUUCACCUGGUGCUCCGUCUGAGGGGAGGCAUGCAGAUCUUUGUGAAGACCCUGACUGGUAAGACCAUCACCCUGGAGGUUGAGCCCAGUGACACCAUCGAGAAUGUCAAGGCCAAGAUCCAGGACAAGGAGGGCAUCCCCCCAGACCAGCAGCGUCUGAUCUUCGCCGGCAAGCAGCUGGAAGAUGGCCGCACCCUCUCCGACUACAACAUCCAGAAGGAGUCCACCCUUCACCUGGUGCUCCGUCUGAGGGGAGGCAUGCAGAUCUUUGUGAAGACCCUGACUGGUAAGACCAUCACCCUGGAGGUUGAGCCCAGUGACACCAUCGAGAAUGUCAAGGCCAAGAUCCAGGACAAGGAGGGCAUCCCCCCAGACCAGCAGCGUCUGAUCUUCGCCGGCAAGCAGCUGGAAGAUGGUCGCACCCUCUCCGACUACAACAUCCAGAAGGAGUCCACCCUUCACCUGGUGCUCCGUCUCCGUGGUGGCAACUGAGCAACUUCUCUGCCCUUAACGAUGUCUCACAUGCACCCAAAUUCCCCACCAUUCCUACUCAAAUCUUCAAUUCCUUCCUUAACUCCAACCCAGCCUUUGACUUCCAUACCCACAUCCUAAUUACUUUUAAGUUCAAUAAAGUUCAAGCAUUCCUGA
Messenger RNA from Esox lucius (northern pike), 1664 nucleotides. RefSeq names its product ubiquitin C (gene ubc). The transcript is spliced from 2 exons. The coding region runs from base 135 to 1508 and encodes 457 amino acids. NCBI's taxonomy places the organism in Eukaryota, Metazoa, Chordata, Actinopteri, Esociformes, Esocidae. Gene Ontology annotation, biological process: modification-dependent protein catabolic process; protein ubiquitination. Gene Ontology annotation, cellular component: cytoplasm; nucleus. The record is from RefSeq and is a predicted model, not a curated record. Gene Ontology annotation, molecular function: ubiquitin protein ligase binding; protein tag activity.